This is a messenger RNA of Brugia malayi, 1170 nucleotides long. It is a transcript of the gene Bma-cdc-6, whose product is annotated as Cdc6-related protein, putative. Gene Ontology annotation, cellular component: nucleus. Gene Ontology annotation, molecular function: ATP hydrolysis activity; DNA replication origin binding. Lineage: Eukaryota; Metazoa; Nematoda; Chromadorea; Rhabditida; Onchocercidae. The record is from RefSeq and is a predicted model, not a curated record. The transcript has 8 exons. Gene Ontology annotation, biological process: mitotic DNA replication checkpoint signaling. Bases 1 to 1170 code for a protein of 389 amino acids.
AUGGUGAAAAGAAGAAAAAGAUAUGAAUCGGAGCAAUUUGCGAGCAGUAGUAAGCGCUUCAAGAGUGAACUGGUGUUGCAUCAAGGUGAUGUCGAGAAUUCACUCCCUAAGAAUAAUGUUUUGGAGACCAUAUAUGGCCGAGAAAAGGAAGUGGCUUUGCUAGAAAAGUUUUUACAUAAAGGCAUAAUUAAUCGGUGUCCUGCAUCAAUCUUUGUUUCUGGACCACCAGGUACUGGUAAAACUUUGGCUGUCAAAACACUCCUGCAGCAUAUGUCGUCACAGUAUCAUGUUUAUUUCACAUAUAUUAACUGUGCUUCGGAAAAUACUGAACGGGAUAUACUAACCGCUAUGUUAAACGGUUAUAGUAAAUGCAGCAAAAGGCUUCCCAUGAAAAAAUUGCUUAUGGAAUUUCACAAGUUGCUUGCGAAAAUAAACAAACAUAGUAUUGUUGUACUCGAUGAAGUAGAUUGCAUAAGACUGAAAGAUCGUGAUUUUGUUUGUUCGAUGUUUCAGUGGCCUCUCAUUUAUGAGAAUGUUUCACUUAUCGGUAUUGCUAAUACAUUAGAUACGAUGGAAUUAUUGAAGCAAAAAUUGAAAUCUGUACCAGAACUGAUUAUUUUUGCUCCGUACACUGAAGUCCAACUACAGGUUAUAUUGUCAAAGAAAUUGAAAUCCAAGAACGAUGGGGAUGCGAUCGAACUUUGCGCUCGAAAAGUAGCUGCGAUAACAGGAGAUGCACGAAAAGCAGUGCAGGUUGCGCGACGUUCCCUAUCGAUAGAUUUAGCAAAUGGAAAUACUUGUCGCAAUGUCUUUGGAACGCUAGGUAGUGUUUAUGGUUCUCCGUUGCUGCAAGUGAAAAUACCACUACAGCAAAAGAUACUUCUGGCAGCGAUGCUUCGUCUCGCUGGUAAUAAUUCGUCCACAACAGUUGAGAAGGGUUCUCUGCUGUCGGCUUACAAGAAACUAUGUAAACUCUUAUUACUACCAUCGCUUGAAAUGGAUGAAAUACACGAAGCAUUAUCAUUACUCGAGUCUCAGUCGAUUUUGAAGUUGAAACCUUCCUCAUGUCAGUUGCUCGUUGAUAAAACAGUAGCCGGAAAAAUAAUUGCCGAUUCUUCACUGCUAUCACAGAUUAAUACAAUUUGUUUAGAUGAGAAUAGCAUAAAUUAA